This is a messenger RNA of Lutra lutra (Eurasian river otter), 2301 nucleotides long. Its product is annotated as torsin-1A-interacting protein 2. NCBI's taxonomy places the organism in Eukaryota, Metazoa, Chordata, Mammalia, Carnivora, Mustelidae. The transcript has a single exon. The record is from RefSeq and is a predicted model, not a curated record. The coding region runs from base 506 to 901 and encodes 131 amino acids.
GACUUGGGUACGUGUAUUACAACGGCAAGUGCCAGCGCCCACAAAAGACCCAUUGGACCUGUCAGCUGCUCUGUUUCACCAAGCAGAUAUAAUAACUUACCAGCAAAGCAGAGUAAGCCAAGUGCCUCUGCAUGACACCACCAGCUGAUAACACACAAGAAAAAAUAACCAAUUUAGACUAGAGCCCUGUCUUUUCUCGAGAAGCUGGGAUUUUUGAAGGAGCUAUUCUGAGAUCUGUGCUGCUAGUGAGUGACUGAUCACAUUGUAGACGGAUCGGCCCCUGAGUUCAGAGACUGAGUUGCAAUUGAGUGAAAAAUAGACAACGGAAUCUUGAAGAAUUGCACGGAGGUGCAAGCCAAAUUUUACUCCGGUCGCCAAGUAUCAUUGGUUGGACUGAGAAAUUGCUCAACCAGACCUGUACCAGGACUGGUUAUUUGGGUAUCUCUCUUUGUCAUUGUUGCCUUUUACUGUUACGUUGGUUUCUGUGUUACCUCUCUAGGCCCAGAUGUUCUCAGAUAAUUCACAUUGCCCAGACUGUGGACAACAGUGGUUCCCUAGUUUAGAACUAGGCCACUGGUUGUACCAAACUGAACUUGUUGAAAAUGAAUGUUACCAGGUGUUCUUAGACCGCAUUAACAGAGCUGAUUAUUGCCCUGAAUGUUACCCUGAUAAUCCUGCUAAUAGAAGCCUUGUUCUGCCUUGGUCUUUCCCACUUGAGUGGGCUCCCCAAAAUCUUACCAGAUGGACCUUUGAAAAAGCUUGCCACCCGUUUCUUCUGGGUCCUCCACUGGUUAGAAAAAGGAUACAUGACUCUAGAGUAGCUGGCUUUAACCCUGCAUUGCAGUUAAUCUUGACCAGAACGGACAAAACCUUGAACAAAAAACUUGGCCAAAACAAGUAACUUCUUAAGCAGUCAAAAUCAUGGAGACUCUAGAGUUUGUACUAGUAGCCCAAGGGAGAAUGGGAAAAUGUCUCCUUUCUAAAUCUGAUCUAAACUGUCACUACCUUGGGGAACUGCUUAAAUUGUUGGAUCUAUUCCCAUUGUCUACACAUACUUUGUUCAGCAUGAAUUUAAUCAGUAUUCCAGCCAGGCUGUUCAUCUAGAACCAGUCUAAUCUAUGUUCCCCAUGUUUUGGAAUUAGCUUCCCCAUCCUAAAAAGCUCCACAGCCUUAUUAUGGAUCUAUGACAGGAUAGUCUUGGAGGAGAGGCCCUGUACUGUGUGUACCAUAAUGAUACUUUUAGUGAUAACUUUUGAAACAGGGAAAGCAACUUUGUAGCUGGAUUAUAGAUUAUUCCAGUAAAACAGCUAGAUACUUUGAUUAGAAACUGCAUUGUUCUAAAUUCCACCUCUCAUACAUCAACCAGUGGUAAUACCUACAUACGAUACACAAAAACAUGCAGAAAUGCCACUGUCUUUACUUACUUGACGCCACAUAAACAAAGGCUGUCCUGUUUUAGUGGUGAGUGAACUUAGAAUGUCCUCCCCUGGAAAUGGAAAAGUACUUGUGCUAUGAGAUAGGUGGCAAGGAGUUACCAAGCUUGACUCCACAGACAAGAUGAAUGGUCUAAAGGAAGCGUCUUUCUGAGAACUAAGAAUGUCUUGCUGGACAAUGACCACAUGCUGGCCUUCACUUGAUGAGAAUCAUGGAACUUAGAGUACAGGAGAAAACUUAGAAUAUCUGUUGAAAACAUCUCAGAGGCCACUGAACAAUUUUUAAAUUCCGCCUAAGAUCCUAGAUAAUCUGUUGCUUGUGUAGCAGCUCAACAAUGUUCUAAGGUCCCAGGCUCGCUCUGUUCUUCGCCACUGGGAUCCUUAUCAUGGUGGCUUUUUGUCCUCAUAGUUGUUUCCUCGGUGAGCAUAAGUGUGGCUGUUGCUAUUCAGACAUUUCAUUCCCAAAGGCUGGAAGUAGGAAGCAAAAGCUUUUGCCUUUCAAGUCUGUGUCUUUUAUUUGGGAAAAAAAAUCUUAAAAGUCCCUCACAGAUUUCUUCUUAUGUGUCAUUAGAAAGUACUGGUUCAUAAGCUGGGGGAACCUGGCAAAGGGGAAUGGGGUUAGCAGUGCUUGGGUGGGUAGGGCACAUAGUCUCCCCUAAUAAAAAUCAUGGCCCUUUUAGGAAGGGAGAAGGGAAGAAUGAAUGGCUGUUGGUAUGCAACAAAUCAUGCCUGCCACAUGUGAAACCUAAAGUUAUUUGUUCAUCUGUAUAAAGGAUGUACCCCAGAGAUCUACCCUGUAUCUGCCUUAUGUCUGUUGCAAUGGAAGUUCUCUCCUGUUACUGCGGAAUAAACUGUGUGGACUGCUAAA